Molecule: messenger RNA, 961 nt
Organism: Canis lupus familiaris (dog)
Lineage: Eukaryota; Metazoa; Chordata; Mammalia; Carnivora; Canidae
Gene: PIGBOS1
Product: PIGB opposite strand 1
Exons: 2
Coding region: 669-833 (54 amino acids)
Source: RefSeq, a predicted model, not a curated record
CGGGGGCUGAGGUACAAAGUUGACUUUCUCUUUCGCAGCUUCACCUUCUCGUGGGAGCGGCCCUGGAAUCCGCGGAAAAAGAGCCGGCCAUCGUCGCCCCCUUGCUUCAUCCUGCUCCCACUUCGAGGUCGGCUGAAGAUCCCCAGCCACCUCAGACCCCGCAAAGGAGGAGCCGGGAAGAGCGCGCGCGUUGCUCUUCCGCUCACUAAACUUGGCCUCUGCGGCCGCCGUCGCUCGCAGGCGCGGGGGUAGCUGGGAAACGGCAGUGCCCCGGCACAGGAACCUCCGAGGUUGGUUGGUGUCCGCCGCUCAGUGCGGCGGCUUUGUUUGCCUCGGGCUUAUCGUCCUCGGGACACCGCUGCCCGCCUUUGGCUUCGUUGUCUCUGCGCCCGAGCUUCUCUUCCGGAAACCGCUGGAAGGAACCGGAGCGCCGCUAGGCUGGGGCCAACGGGAGGCUGGUCAGCGACGCGAAGCGGCCGCUCGAUGGUCCGUGGUGCCUCAGUGGUAAUAAGAAUAGUGAUGAUCAUUGUAAACGUGUUGGUGUAGCAUCUCACUCUUUGGUGGUCUCACAAUAACUGUCGGACGAGAUCUGAAGAUAUUUUCCUGGAUGUGGACUAAUUUUUCAAAACCACUGUGUGGGGAAAGCAUUGUAUGCCAUUUGUUGAAAAAUGUUUGGGAGAUUGACUCUUCCACAACUGCUUUUUGCUAGCAUCCUUGGAAUUGCUGGAGGGAUGUAUAUUUAUCAACCAAUAUUUGAACAGUACCACCGAGAUCAGAUGGAAUUAAAAGAAAAGUUGAAAUUGGCACAAGAAUCAGAAGAGAAGAAAAGUUAAUACUACAUGGAGUUGAACUGUAAUUGUUUAAUGUUCUAUUGAAAUUAUACAUUGACUAUAAAUAAUCUAAUGAAAACUUCUCAAAUAUGUUUUAAACACAAAUAAAUCAUGUAAUGAUUUUAAAACAA